Messenger RNA from Diatraea saccharalis (sugarcane borer), 2147 nucleotides. The record is from the annotation of a GenBank genome assembly. NCBI's taxonomy places the organism in Eukaryota, Metazoa, Arthropoda, Insecta, Lepidoptera, Crambidae.
AAAUGACAUGAACAUACAUAAAUAUUUUACAUAACAACGUACAAAAGAUAAAAUUAUCGCUAGCCAGCGAGUUCUUGCAGGUAACCUAGCAUUGAAUAGAAAAACUUUAUUAUAAUUUGGAGCUCUUCCGUACUUCAGAAUAUAAGUUAAGCCGUUGGUUCCGGCUGCAUCAGCAGUCGUUGACACCCACCAAUUCGCAUCGCGUUGCGGAUUAUGGAAAGAAAUAAAAAUUAAGUUUGUUGAAAAAAUACUUUUUAGUACAAUUCUAUUUAAAGAUAAAUAUUUUUUUUCCCGUGAGUAGGUAUAUUAAGUACUUACAAAAUAUAAUAUUAAAGGACAAACAGACUGAAUUGAUGAUUAGUUUUUAAGUGAUGUACAAACAAACUGUAAAGGCAUACAUUCUCUUUGAAUAGCUUAUUAAACAAUUACUCCCAUUAAAUAACCAUAAUUAUGCUACGUUACUUUCAGAAUGGGUAAUCAGGCUAACCGUUCGAACAUCAACGAUUCGUAUAACAGUAAAAAUAAGUAUGCAUUAGGAAAGUGUUGCUUUACAUACAAGAAUCUCUGUAAGAAAUUAAUACUUAAUUUUAAAUAUUAAUCAUAUCUUUAUAUAUUAGUUAAAUAUGUUGUUGUCCGUUUCAUCUCUAGUAUCCAUUGAAAUAUUAUUGGAAAAAUUGCUUUAUAGAUUUCUUAGUCAUUCGUAUUGCAUCACUUUAGUAUCUGAAAAGUCAUUGGUGCACCAAAUUAAUAGUAGCUUUGUUUAUAUUUCUCCAAAAGAGAAUGGAAGUCUUGAAAAUCAGCUACUUAAUGUAUCAGAGAUGGGAUGUUCGGAUUAUAUAGUAUGUCUUGAGGAUCCAAAAAGUUUUAUGAUAGCUUUUGAAAAUGUAGUUCAUAUGGGAAAUACUCGACGAAGUGACCGGAAAAUAAUAUUCUUACCUUUUGAAAACAAUUAUGAUACAAAAAUGAAACUACUUGAAGUCUUAACGUUAAAAGAGACCAGUUUUGUGGCAAAUCUUUUGCUAAUAUUGCCGAUUGAUCAAUGCGGAAAUUGUGAUUUUUAUGAUUUGGUGACGCACAAAUACAGUGGUCCUGAUGCAGAGAGUGUCCAACCUUAUUUCAUGGAUCAGUGGAACUCAUGUACGCUUGAUUUUUUAAAUAACACUGAUUUGUUUCCCCAUGACAUGUCGAACUUAAAUGGUAAAAGUUUAAAGGUUGCUUGUUUUACAUACAAACCGUAUGUGUUAUUGGAUAUUGAAACUUCUAUAGAGUCUCGAGGUCGUGACGGCACUGAAGUCAGGAUAGUGGAUGAGUUUUGUAGGUAUGCAUUUAAGAGAUUCUUCUAAAUCAGGAGUCCUUUUCUUUCUCCGAAAACGAAGUUUCGAAUAAUUUUUAGAUAUUUUCAUAAUAUGGAUGAUGUCACGAUAAAAAAAUGCUAGUAAAAUACUAGUCUAGAUAAUAGAAAAAUAUUACAUACAUAUUUUUUUUUGCUUCAAUUAAACAUUUGUCAUUGAAGUUGAAGGAGGCACGCUACGCCACAACUAUGUAGAAAGUCCAAGUUUGUUUCAAAAAAUGUACAAAGGCGUAACGUCAUGUGACGUCAUGUUUCACCGUAAUUCGUCAACGAUCUAUCUGAAGGACAGACAGUCAAAAAUAACUUUUGUGCAGGCUAUAUAAGAACAGCCUCAGUUGUUGGAAUGGCGUUUCAAUUAUAUACGAAAUUUCGUUCUUUUACUCAUAUCGUAAUAGUCAUAUCGUAUAUACUGUCUAUCUAACAAAGAUAUUAUAUCAUAUUUACAUACCCAUGUUAAAGGUGGAUCAAUUGUACGAUUGAAUUAAUUCAAGAUAAUGAACAUGAAUGGGGCGAAAUAUAUCCUAAUAGAAGUGGUGUUGGGGUUCUAGGAAACGUGGCUAUGGAUAGAGCCGAUGUUGGUAUAGGUAAGAGAAUUUUAAAUUAAUAAAAUAUAAACGUCCAGUAUUUUUUGCUGAAAAAGGUUUGAAAGAAAGGAAAUCACAGAGGACCAGACUCUUCCCAAAAUAGUACACGUAAAAUUGAAAAAUCUUCUAAAAAGAUAUUUUAUGCUCCUAGCCUAAUAUUUUAUGGUUUUCUGGCUUAAAUUGUGUGUGGUUUCUAUAAUCAAAGUUUUCGA